Bursaphelenchus xylophilus (pine wood nematode) is the source of this 352-nucleotide messenger RNA. The record is from the annotation of a GenBank genome assembly. Lineage: Eukaryota; Metazoa; Nematoda; Chromadorea; Rhabditida; Aphelenchoididae.
AUGGACCCGAAUGCCUGGGCCACAACCGCCUAUUUGAACGCCGCGAACAACAUCCAGAACUUUGGGAAUCAAAUGGGCAUGAUCUCGGUGAACCGGAUCUCCGUUGACGACUCCAUGCUCAACAAUUACAAUCGUAAGAAUUGGAAUUUUUCGAGUUUUAUAUUAUCCAUGGCAUCAAGUCCGAAAAAUCUUGAAUUUUUGAAAUUUUGGGCUUAUUUUUUGUUUUCAGCUUGUCCUAAAGUUCGAUAUUGAAUUUUAUUCAAUUUCAGACAUGUACGAUGAGAUUCUGGAGUCGAUGCAGCGUUGCCGAGUGAACAAUCAACAGAACGACGUGGACAUGGACUUUCACUGA